AUGUCCCAGUCUGUCCUCGACAUGUCCGGAGCGUCCACGGGGACGUUGCUUCUGUCGGAGCCGCUUAACUUCUGGAACGGAAAGCGACUCAAGCCCAAACUCGACAAGGACUCCGAGCCCGUCUUCGAACCUGCCACCGGCCGUGUCCUCUGUCAGAUGGUUCCUUGUGGAGCUGAGGAGGUUGAUGAGGCCAUAAGGAGUGCCCAUGCUGCUUACCUAAAAUGGAGCAAGAUGGCGGGCAUGGAAAGAGCCCGGGUGAUGUUGGAGGCUGCUCGCAUUAUCAGGGAGAGAAGGGACAACAUCGCAAAGCUGGAAGUUAUCAACAAUGGCAAGUCCAUCACCGAGGCGAAGGUGGACAUUGAUAUUGCCUGGCAGUGCAUUGAGUACUACGCUGGCUUGGCUGCGACUCUAUCAGGCCAGCACAUCCAGCUUCCUGGUGGAGCAUUUGCCUACACCAGAAGGGAGGCUCUGGGUGUGUGUGUUGGAAUCGGAGCGUGGAACUAUCCCUUUCAGAUAGCAUCUUGGAAAUCUGCUCCAGCUCUGGCGUGUGGUAACGCCAUGGUGUUUAAGCCGUCUCCGAUGACUCCUGUCACUGCUGUUAUUCUGGCUGAAAUCUACAAAGAAGCAGGUGUGCCUGAUGGCCUCUUUAAUGUUGUGCAAGGUGGAGCAGAGACCGGCACACUGCUGUGCCACCACCCAUUGGUCGCCAAAGUCUCCUUCACUGGCAGUGUACCAACUGGGAAAAAGAUCAUGGAAAUGUCCGCUAAGGGAGUAAAGCCUGUGACUCUGGAGCUCGGAGGAAAAUCGCCCCUCAUAAUCUUUAAGGACUGUGAGCUGGAAAAUGCCAUUAAAGGGGCGCUGAUGGCGAACUUCCUGACACAGGGACAGGUUUGCUGUAAUGGAACCCGAGUGUUUGUGCAAAGAGAAAUCAUGCCGCAGUUCCUGACGGAGGUGGUGAAGCGGACUCAGGCCAUCCCUGUCGGUGACCCCCUGCUGGAGGACACCCGCAUGGGGGCACUUAUCAGUAAACCACAGCUCGAGAAAGUGCUGGGAUUUGUCAGUCAGGCCAAGCAAGAGGGAGCCAGAGUACUAUGUGGAGGAGAACCUUUCAUCCCCAGUGACCCCAAACUGAAAGACGGCUACUUCAUGUCUCCCUGCGUACUCGAUAACUGCAGAGACGACAUGACGUGCGUGAAAGAAGAGAUCUUUGGCCCUGUGAUGGCUGUUAUGCCAUUUGACACGGAGGAAGAAGUUAUCAAGAGGGCCAACAACACUACCUUUGGGUUGGCAUCUGGAGUCUUCACCAGGGACAUUUCACGUGCCCAUCGUGUGGCGGCGAACCUGGAGGCAGGGACCUGCUUCAUCAACAACUACAACAUCAGCCCCGUGGAGAUGCCGUUUGGAGGAUACAAGAUGUCAGGCUUUGGCAGAGAGAACGGUCAGGUGACUAUUGAGUACUACACCCAGCUGAAGACCGUGGUGGUGGAAAUGGGCGACGUUGAGAGCCUCUUCUGAAUGCAAUAAACUGCCUGUAAACCUGA
Molecule: messenger RNA, 1541 nt
Organism: Thalassophryne amazonica
Lineage: Eukaryota; Metazoa; Chordata; Actinopteri; Batrachoidiformes; Batrachoididae
Product: 4-trimethylaminobutyraldehyde dehydrogenase A
Exons: 11
Coding region: 1-1515 (504 amino acids)
Molecular function (GO): 4-trimethylammoniobutyraldehyde dehydrogenase (NAD+) activity; aminobutyraldehyde dehydrogenase (NAD+) activity
Source: RefSeq, a predicted model, not a curated record